Molecule: messenger RNA, 453 nt
Organism: Lactuca sativa (garden lettuce)
Lineage: Eukaryota; Viridiplantae; Streptophyta; Magnoliopsida; Asterales; Asteraceae
Source: RefSeq, a predicted model, not a curated record
AUGGACAAGCUUCUUGAGCACCCUGAGUUCACUGGUGGUAUUAGUCGCAUUCGCCAUGCUGCUUUUGUCACUGGCGAAGAGUCGGGUUGGGCGAAUUUGAAAGCCCAGGUUGAUGCCGAGACGUACGAUCCUUCGGUUAGCAACUUGCGGUCUAGUCAUUCUUCAACGUUGGAUGAUGCUUUACAGGGUUUCGCCACUAUGGAUUUUGCUGGUUUGCUUAGAUUAGGUAAUUUGGACGUUGAUGCGGUGAGAGCAUUGUGUACUUUUGAUGAUAGUGACGAAGGUCUGGGUGAGUUAGGUGCAGGUACUAUUGGCGGUGGGCGGGAUGGUGUUGGUGGGAGUGGCGGUGGUGAUGGUGAUUGGGAUGUUGGUGGUGCUUGUAGCGUUGGUGCUGUUGGUGAUAGUGGUGGAGAUGGUGAUGGGGAUGGCGGUGGUGUUGAUGAAACUGUCUAG